Messenger RNA from Pecten maximus, 2304 nucleotides. RefSeq names its product 2-(3-amino-3-carboxypropyl)histidine synthase subunit 2-like. Gene Ontology annotation, molecular function: 2-(3-amino-3-carboxypropyl)histidine synthase activity. The record is from RefSeq and is a predicted model, not a curated record. Gene Ontology annotation, biological process: protein histidyl modification to diphthamide. NCBI's taxonomy places the organism in Eukaryota, Metazoa, Mollusca, Bivalvia, Pectinida, Pectinidae.
GUGUAUGUACAUGAAGCAGUAAUUUGACAUUGAUGAAAAAUGAAACUUAACAAUUUCCACUGAAAUGUCGACUGCAGCGUUUUUCACAGCUGAUGAAGUGUCUUUAGAACGUAAAGCAGAUGUUGAUAUUGAAAACUGUGUUAGCACUGCAGAUAGAGAAAUCAAUGAAGUGUAUGAAGUAAACAAAUGUAUACAGUGGAUACAAGAAAGGAAUCUGCAGAGGGUGGCGCUGCAGUUCCCUGAUGAACUGAUGUGUGAUGCUGUAACUGUGACAUCAGCUAUAAGUAAGGCAGUGGAGGGUCAGGUGUUCAUUCUGGGUGAUACAUCAUAUGGCAGUUGCUGUGUAGAUGAGGUGGCUGCCCAGCACUACAAUGCAGACAGUCUCAUCCACUUCGGUCGUACAUGUCUCAGUCCCACUCAGCGACUUCCUGUUCUGUAUGUAUUUGGCCAAGUAAAGGUGGAUGUGGCGGACUGUGAAGGAAAGUUUAAGGAGUUGUUCCCGGACACCACUAUUCCUAUUGUCCUGUUGUAUGAUACAGUCUACAGUUAUGCCAUUGACAGAAUAACAGAAGCACUAGGAGUGGAUUAUCAUCAUUUGGUUGUUUCUGUCCUUGACAUUCCUAACCAUUGUAACACAGAUCUUCAAGGUCAAGGUCACUGUGCAACAUGCCAGAAACAGGGGUUAAAGGUCACAAAAUGUGGGAGAACAUUUUGGUUGCCAGAGGAAUGUAACCUUAGCAAUUACACUAUGUUUUAUAUUGGAUGUGAAAGUUUAACUCUAACCAAUCUGAUGAUGACAUUUAAUACAAAUCUGUUUUAUUCGUACAAUCCUGCAACUCAGAUUGGUCGAAAGGAAGGUGUGAAUAUCAACAGGAAAUUAAUGAAGCGAUUUUAUAUGAUUGAGAAAGCAAAGGAUGCACACAUAGUAGGAAUAGUUGUAGGAACCCUUGGCAUCACAGAUUACCUUCAGGUAAUUAAUCGUCUAAAAGACAUAGUGAAAAAAUCUGGAAAGAAGAGUUAUACUUUUGUUGUUGGGAAAUUGAAUGUGGCAAAACUGGCCAAUUUUAUGGAGAUUGAUGUGUUUGUGUUGGUGGCCUGUGCUGAAAAUUCUUUACUGGAUUCUUCUGAUUUCUACAAACCCAUCGUAACACCGUACGAGUUGGAGAUUGCUUGUAACACAGAAAGGGAUUGGACAGCAGACUAUGUCACAGACUUCAGAAGUUUGAUUCCAGGAGGUGAAAAUUAUGUUGCCAUGCCCGAGACACUGGAGGUUCAAACUGAUGUUUCUUUGGUAACUGGCAAGUUGCGAACCAUUGGUGUGAAAGAAGACAUAGCGGUCUCCACGGCGGUGGUGCCUAGAAACCAAAACAUGGCUGUGUCCGAAGUGCCAGCAGAUACUGCAGGGGAAUAUCUAGCAUCUAGGUCCUGGAGAGGUUUAGAACAGCAGCUGGGUGAAACAGAGGUAACAAAAGCUUUGGAGGGCCAGAAGGGGAUUGCAGCUGGAUACACCAAUGAACCAGAUGCAGACAGUUAAUCUAGACAUUUUAAUAUCAUUUAUCACCUGAAUGCAGACACUGUGGCAGUAUUGUUAUGAUGGCAGUGUUAUAUAUGAUUAAUUUAUGAAUAACAAUGGCACAGAGCUGAUAGUGUUUGAAGAAUUAGCCUUUCUGUUGGAUUCCAACUGAAGGCGUUUCACUGAUGUAGUUCAGUGAUAGCGAAAAAUACAUAGAAGCAUGUAUGCAGAUUGUAAAACUGUUAUUGCUUUGUGAUGGUGCUGUUGUUUAGUAAACAGAACAGUGAAAAUUAAUUUUUAUCUACUUAUAAUUAAUCAUAAACCUGAAGACAUUGUCUUAUUCUGUCUUAAUAUUUCUCACCAUGUCUGGCUUAUUGAAGAAAAAUCAGAGCAAUGAUGUCCCUUGUUAAAACCAUAGUCACCCUGUAGGUAUUGGAACAACAAUGCAAUGUCUAUACACCUGUAUUCGGAUACAGAAAGCGUGGUUGAUUCCUACCAUAAAGCAAUUAAAAAUUGUUAACACUUUAGCAUAUGGAAUUGAAAUUCUAAGAUUCUGAAUUAAAACUUAUAUGGUGUUCAUUGAAUUGAAAUUGCGAAGUUCGUACACUAUCCUGUAGUUUAGACCAUUAUUAUUCUUUGUCCCAUGCCUAAUCUUUGUACCUUUUUGCCAUUUUGUGUGCAAUAAAGGAUGUUUGACAGUCAUUAAAUGGAUUUAUUUACACUGUAUAUGACAAUUUUACUGUAUACAAAACAUGUCCUUUAAAUAUUACAAUAAACACUAUUACAAAACA